Molecule: messenger RNA, 4441 nt
Organism: Porites lobata
Lineage: Eukaryota; Metazoa; Cnidaria; Anthozoa; Scleractinia; Poritidae
Source: the annotation of a GenBank genome assembly
AUGGGGCAUUGCUCUCAAGGGUGGGUACCCCAGCCACAGUUCCUGCAGGCUUGCAGUUUACUUGAGCCAGUGUUAGAGGUUGGUCGCUGGUUUCCUUGGCAUUGAUAUCUUUUUGGAACAUUGAUGGAGUAUACUUUGGUAUUCAUUAGCUGAAGCUGUUUGUCUGCUGACUCUCCUGACUUUGCCAUAUCACGAACUUCCUUGAAGGUGAGGGCAUUUCCAACUUUGAACCAGUCCUUUCAAACACAGUCAGAAUUCAUUCCUAGCACAAGGAAAUCCCUCACAAAUCGAUCAUUGCUCUUGACUGAAUAGUUGGCUUCCUUCACAAGGAGUCUCAGUUUCGCAAUAAAUUCUUCGAGAGAGAGGGUACCUUGGCAAAGGUUGUGAAGCUCCCACACUGCUAUUAGCUCAUUGGAGUGUGGCUUGACAAAAUUUUCCAGUCUCAUCCAUUAAUUUUUCAGCUUUUUUUGCUCAUCUGCGGACAUAUCCCAGCUGUUGAAUAGUUCGAUUCUGUGCUAAAUUCUCUGAAGGGUAGUCUUUAGUCAAGCCCAACACUGAGCAGGGAUCCAGGAGGCCUAGUCCUAUCAUCUAUAUGGCACAUAAAGAUUGUCUUGAAUUCAUAAAAAUUGUUUGUUUUUCAUUAUGUCAGUAGCAAAAAGAAAAAUCUAAUUGGGAUCCACUUUCAAUGCACAUUCAUUUAGGUGAUUCACAAAACUACCUUGCUCAGUUGUUUGCCAUUCCAAAUGACUGAGUGGCUGACUAUCUGACUGCCUGAACGAAUGACCUGCUGACUGACUUACCUAUUGGCUAACAACAGCUGAGGGAUAACAGUGACAACAGGGGGAACAGUGACAACAUUGACACUAAGGAUAUGUGUAUCCCGGGUACGGUGCACACAUCACUAGAAAUACGUGUUCCUGGGUAAGGGAUAAGUGUUCCCUUACCCAGGAACACAUACAUGUAAUUCUAAUGAUAUGUCCCCUACUCAGGAAACACAUAUCCCUACUGAAAUGUGUUUCCCCUACCCAGGGCUCAAAAUUAACGCCCACAAAAUGCGAUUGAUUUUGAUAAUCUGCAAGUGAAAGAAAUGUCCACUAGCAAACAUUUGCAAGUUAGAUUCAUCCAUGUCUCCAAAGCAAAGGGAAAGAAUUUGCCUCACCAGUUUCCUAGUGGAAAAAAUCUUACUAACAAAAAUUUGUAAGUGCACUGAAAAGUUAACUUCGAGCCCUAACCAGAAACACAUAUCCGUAGUGAUAAGUGUUCCUUUACCCAGGAAAGAUAAUUAACCAGUGAUAUGUGUUUCCCUACCUGGGAAACAAAUAUUACUUGUUCCCCUAUCCAGGAAACAGUCAUGAAAUAGUCACUCUCAAUGCUGACAUAGAUAUGACAUUGAGAUUUGAAAGAGCGAAUCUCUAGAAGGCCUCAUCAUAUUAAGUGAUAUUUUGGAGAAAUUAAAAGCAUAUCAGUUUUGUUGAGCUGGUUAGUUAUGGUAUUGAACAUCUCUCCCUUUUUAAUGCCUGCUAUCUUAUAAUUUAUACACCCCCAGAAUUUAAUAAAUGCAACACGCACUUGUCAGAUCGUUUAUAGUAAUCAGGCCAAGGUGCUCAUUGAAAUGUGGCUGCUAAUUAAAUAUUCAUGCAAGUAUGGUUCACUAGAAUUUGGUCUGUUCUGGAAAUUGUUGUUAUUUUACGUGUACACGACAUGCAGUAAAUUAAUGGUGAGUAAAUUAAUGAGCUGAAGUACAUUUUCAUUUUUUUUCCAGAUCAGAUGCCCCCAGUUUGGAUCAAGACUUCAGCAGCCUGGAUUUAGUUAUAGAGAUUAUAUUCAUUACUGUAAGUGUGGUACAUUUUAAGUUUCUGAUUUUUGUUACAGUUAUAUUCAUUUGACCAUCUUUGAAGGACAGACCUCCCUGAUAUGCAGGCUUGAGGUAUCCCUUGAGAAAGGAAGGGGACACUUAGUUUCCAGUAAAAAUUGUUCGUUGUCAUUAUGUCAUUAGCAAAAAGAAAAAUCUAAUUGGGAUCCACUUUCAACACACAUUCAUUUAGGUGAUUCACAAAACUUCCUUGCUCAGUUGUUUGCCAUUCCGAAUGACUGAGUGGCUGACUAUCUGACUGCCUGAAUGAAUGACCUGCUGACUGACUUACCUAUUGGCUAACUACAGGGAUAACAGUGACAAAAGGGAGAAAAGUGACAACAUUGACAACACUGACAAAUGUGACCACAGUGACACUAUUGGCUACCUAUACAUGGAUAAUUUUGAAGUUCCUGAUUUAGAACAAUCCAUUUCAGGGAGAAAAACGACAUAAAAAUUGAUCAAGGAUUUAUCUUCUGACAAAAUUGUUGCCAUUAUGAAGAAGCAGUGACACUAAGGAAUGUGUAAAGAAAUAUCUUUUUAAAAAACAGGGCUAUUUCAAUUUACAAACUUCCUAGAAAGGAGUAUAAAAAAUUAGCCCAUUUCUAGAACGGGGUAUCAGUUUUAGGGCAAAUUGUAGACCCAUUUCUAGAAUGGGGUAUCAAUUUUAGGUUUUUUUAGAACGGGUGCCAAUUUGGAGUCCCGGUUCCCCUACACUAGGGAUAUCACAUCAUUCUAGUGAUAUCCUGGGUGAGGGAUAAGUCCCCCCCUACCCAGGAACACAUAUAUCCAUAUCAGAAAUGUGUUUCCCCUACCCAGGGCUCGAAAUCAACGCUCACAAAAUGCGAGUGAUUUUGAUAAUCUGCAAGUGAAAGAAAUGUCCACUAGCAAACAUUUGCGAGUUAGAAUCAUCCACGUCUCCAAAGCAAAGGGAAAGAAUUUGCUGGUGGUCUCACCAGUUUGCUAGUGGAAAAAAUCUUACUAGCAAAAAUUUGCAAGUGCACUGAAAAGUUAACUUCAAGCCCUAACCCAGAAACACAUAUCCGUAGUGACAAGUGUUCCUUUACCCAGGAAACAUAAUUAACCAGUGAUAUGUGUUUUCCUACCUGGGAAAGAGACACUACUUGUUCCCCUAUCCAGGAAACAGUCAUACUACUCUCAAUGCUGACAUCGAUAUGACAUUGAGAUUUGAAAGAGCGAAUCUCUAGAAGACCUCAUCAUAUUAAGUGAUAUUUUGGAGAAAUUAAAAGCAUAUCAGUUUUGUUGAGCUGGUUAGUUAUGCUAUUGAAUGUCUCUUCCUUUUGAAUGCCUGCUAUCUUAUAAUAAUUUAUACACCCCCAGAAUUUAAUAAAUUAUGCACCAGGCACUUGUCAGAUCAUUUAUAGUAAUCAGGCCAAGGUGCUUAUUCAAAUGUGGCUGCUAAUUAAAUAUUCAUGCAAGCAUGGUAUACAAGAAUUUGGUCUGUUCUGAAAAUUGUUGUUAUUUUACAUGUAGUAAAUUAAUGAUGAGUGAAUUAAUGAGCUGAGGUACAUUUUAAUUUUUUUCCAGAUCAGAUGCCCCAGAUUGGAUCAAAAUUUCAGCAUCCUGGAUUUAGUUAUAGAGAUUAUCUUCACUACUGUAAGUGUGGUUCAUUUUCAGUUUCUGAUUUUUGUUACAGUUAUAUUGAUCAUCUUUGAAGGACAAACCUCCCUGAUAUGCAAGCUUGAGAUAAUUAUCCCUUGAGAAAGGAAGGGGACACUUAUUUUCCAGUAAUUAGGGAGCUUUAGCAACGAAGACUGACCACGGCAUUGAGAAUGUCAAAAAAGCAAUAGGUUUUGAUAAGUACACUGUUUUGAUAAGUCACUGCAUGACUGCAACAUGAAAAUGCCUAAUUUCAUUUGUUAUGGAGGAAAUAAAUAAGUAAGACAAAUUUUUCUUUCCGAGUACCAUUCCAAGAAAUCAACUCCAGGGAAGUUCACCCAUAUUUAACAUUUCGUCAAAAAAUAAUAAAUGCACUGAAGCACAGAGUCUUCAAUUCUUGAAAAAGUCUCUUGAAAUUUGUUUUUGUUUUUGUGCCUAAUUUUGAAUCAUGAAAAAAGCAUUUGUUCCUACUUUUUUUAAGGUCUUUAUAGAUCACCGAUUUUAAUAACCUUGAGUCUCGAAAAAGAAACUGUUGUUUUGGAAAAAAGUCUUGAUUUUUGGAUCCAAAAAACCAGUUACGAACCCUGAUUUUAAAAGUGAUGUAUUGGCUGCUGUCACCAUUGUCUACGCUAAAGCUCCCUCUUAUGGCUGAAUCGGAGUGUGCUCCAUUAAUCAUGUCACUGGCAAGAUGCCAAAUUCAAAUAUGCCUGCUAAUAAAUUAUAUAAUACUGGAAUUAGGUCUGUUCUGGAAAUUAAUAAUCAGAAAAUUAAAGAGCAUAACAUAAUAAUUAUUAUUUUCAACUUUUCUUUCCAGAUCAGAUGCCCCAAGACUUCAUGAGCAGCCCAAACUUAGUGACAGCUUAUCUUCAGUGCUGUAAGUGCUGUACAUUCUAUUUUGUAAUCCAGCUCUUGAGUGAACCAGAUAAGCUGAACUGUAACCUGUGCUUGGUCAAAGUAUCAUUAAGCUAA